GACGCCUAACACCUCCCUUUUUCCCCCAUAUCGGCGAAUGAUAUCUAGAAACCUCUUCUUUAUGGAUGCGGCCGAGCAUGACCUCGAUGCCAAACUAUACAAGGCAUCAGGUACGCUUCUUGAGGAAAUCAAGCACAAAUUGCCGCUGCUCAUCUACCACAGUAAGGCGUCGCCUCGGACUCACCGUCUCUUCGUUCUUGACCCCAAAUGCCAGGAGUUAAGCUUACUCCUGGAUCGCUUUCAAGAAUGGCCCCAACUCCUAGACCCUAACCUUUCGGAUUUGGUCCAGCUUCUUGCCAACACCUUUGUUGACUAUCUCACAACAUCCAGCGAGCAUUAUUCCCCGACCAGGAGAAGUAGCUACAGCGGCAUCCUGCCACUACCUAGGGCGAUAUGUCGUCUGCUCUAUUCAUUCUGCAAAGUCAGAGGCUAUAAGGUUAUCGUGCGAUUGUUAAACAAUGAACCCAAGUACUUGGGCGUUAUGUUGGCAAAUUUCAAAGCAUGGAGUACGGGGUCAUUGGGCAUGACCUGGGAAGAGCGCUACAUUAUGUUGUUAUGGUUGUCUCAUUUGAUGCUGGCGCCUUUCGAGCUGGCAAGCAUGUCACUUGGCAACGCCUAUGCGAACGUGACAAUGCCAGAGCUUUUAGGUGACCUUCCAACUACCGUCGAGAACGUUAUCUCCCUAGCUCUCGGACAGCUCGAAAGCUCAGGAAAGGAACGCGAAGCUGCAAGCGUCCUACUAGUGCGGUUGAGUCUUCGAAACGAUAUGCAAGCUCAUAAUUUGGCCUCAAAACUUAUCGCCUAUGCGACCCGCGGACUUCUUCUCGACGAAGAUUUGCUGAAAAUCAGCCCCUACAAAGCUCAUGGUCUCCUGGCGCUGUUAUACGGCAUCACAAAUGCCAGCACUGACAGCGAAGCAGCCCCUUUCAUCGAAAGACUUUUCACUGAUGUACUCAAGUUGGCUACUAGCAAACAACAGUCGCACACCACUGUUCGAGACUCUGCUCCCGCAAGGAAAUGGAUAUUGAAGAUUAUGAGAGUCGUUGUUACGCAUGCCGUAUCACUCAAUGCGACGAGGCACACUGUCACGGAUGGAACCUUGACAAUGAUGCUGGAAGAGAGCAUACAAUACUUUCUGGAUGCCUUGAACGACAAGGACACGCCAGUGAGGAUGGCUGCAGCGAAGGCACUCAGUGUCAUCACCCUCAGACUCGAAAACGCAAUGUCCAGGGAAGUCGUCGAAGCCAUCUUGGGUUCUCUGGAGGAAAGUGUACUCCUGGAGGAUCCACAGACGCAGGAGCUCAUACCAUUAACCGAUAAGAUCAAGUCUAGCACCGUUGGGCUGAAAAGAAACAUUAGCGCUGUUGAUCCGCUGAAAUGGCAUGGAUUGAUGCUGACUCUCGGGCAUCUCGUGUUCCGUCGCUCUCCUCCACCAGACAUACUCCCGGAAAUCAUCCAAGCAAUGAUUCUUGGCUUGGAGUUCGAACAGAGGUCAAACGUUGGUACCUCCGUCGGUGUUGGUGUUCGUGAUGCUGCUUGCUUCGGUCUCUGGGCUCUGGCUCGCAAAUAUAGCACGAUCGAGCUGGGUCUUGUGCACGUAUCGAACUUCGCUGAAGCAGCACUGGAUGAGUAUGAGGACUGCAAAAACGUUUUGCAACUGAUAGCCAUCAAGUUGACCAUUUCUGCUUGCUUCGAUCCUUCGGGCAAUAUUCGGCGGGGUUCUUCCGCAGCGUUGCAGGAGCUCAUCGGACGGCAUCCGGAUACAAUUAUCCAUGGCAUACCCGUAGUGCAGAUCGUCGACUACCAUGCCGUUGCUCGGCUGUCUCGAGCAAUGAUCGAAGUUGCUCCGCAGGUAGCAACUCUUGAUCGUGUCUACCAAAGGCCGAUCUUAAAGGCACUGAUAGGAUGGCGAGGGGCACGCGCCACGGACCUGAAUCAGCGACGUUGGGCGGCAAAUGCUGUUGGCAUUCUCACCAGAUCCUCCUCUGCUGAAGACGUUUUGUCUCUCUUGAAUGUCAUCCUCCGACAACUGUCUGAAAUGAGGGCAGCCAACAUUGGAAGCACGGCCGCCGCACGACAUGGUCUGCUUCUUAUCCUGAUGUCGAUAUUGGAGUCUGCUGCACAAUGUCAUGGCGAUGCAGUGAUCUCCUGGUUUCAGAAGCAAGGCCAAGGUCUCUUUACUUUUAGUAAAUUGACCGGCAAAAUGGAUGUUCGAAUGACUGCUGACUUGGAGCUCGUCAUGGAGGGUAUAUCUGCUCUGAUUGGCAGCAUAUGCCGGAGUCUCCAGCUUAUGGGGAUUGACGAGCCGGUCCUGCAACAAGAUUGGACAUCAUCCGCCUUGGACAUUUUGAAUCAGUGCACCGUGGCGGGUUCCAAAGAUGCGGUGGUCGAGACAAGCAGCAAUGCGAACCUCGACAUGUUCAAGCUCCUCCCAAGCCCAACAGCCGCUGCAUUGAUCGAGAAGUGGCUUGACAUUAACACCCAGUCUCUUUCGGCUUUUACCAGCAAAGGUCGAAUUAGGACUUUGAGUCUCAUUCAUGCUCAUCUGGCUGGCAAAGAUCUAUAUCUGAAUCUCCAACAAGCCAUCACUGCAUACACCAUUGGAAUUGUCAAAGGCAAUUUUAAUAUUGAAACCAGAAUCGAUGCUAUGGGAGCCCUGUCCGUCAUCCUAUUGAACUCUGACAUCGGCACUCCAAACGACGCAGUGAAAAUCUCCGACGUCCUCUGCUGUGGAUUGAAUGACUAUACCAACGACCAGAGGGGAGACAUCGGCUCGACACUUCGACUUCAGAGUAUCGAAACACUUGACGCACUCCGUAACCACAGGGACCUGAACCGGUUUUCUGACGAUGUUCUCACGGCUGUCAUGCCCUUCGUUGCGAAGCUGGCAGCUGAAAAGCUAAACAGUGUACGGUUUCGUGCUUGGAAGUGCUUGGAAGGCUAUUGGAAGACGAAUCCGAAUUUUCCAACCCUGCAAUGCACUUUUGACUAUCCCGCCGACGUAUCCUCCACUUCAUAUUUCCAACAGCUCUUGGAGCUGUUUCCCAGCAAAGAUUUCCAGCAGCAGGUUCUCUUAGGCCUUGUCUCAUCCGCCACGUCGGGGACUGAAGACGUCUGCCGCGCUGCUAGCAAUGCAUUUCUAUUGUACAUGCAGCUGCUCGAUAAUGAGAGGCGCAAUGACCUGGCAAAAGCAGCCACGUCGAUCAUACUGAGACAGUUGGAUGAGAAUGCCACGCAAGAUGACCGCCAAGUCGUCACACUGCUCGAUUUUCUGUGCUUUCUGAUGGACCAAAGCCUCUUACUUAAUGAUUCUUGGGACAUCUGGGCCAUCAUGCAAAAAAUCCAAAGCCCGACCUCGAGCCUUCCGAGGAUUGAAGCUGCACUGAAUUGCUAUUCCAGACUGCUGUCGAUCGAUGCAUACCGGACCCGGGCGAUGGACAAGCUUACGCGUCAGUUGCUUCAUCGCUGGCCAAAGGUUCGUAAUGAUGCUGCAGAUUUGUUAUACUUCGAAUUUUCGAACAACACGUUGGCUUCCUUUGAUUGGAAUGCGCCUGUCACCAAAACAAAACCUAUUGUUCUUGAGCUGAGGAAACAGCUUGGAAUAGCGGGGGUCGCCACCCCAAAGUAGUGGAAGCCGAAAGGGUGCAGCAUGGCUCUUCCCCCAGCAACAGCGAGAGGCAGAUCUUCAGCCGUCUAACCCGCGCGACUUCAGGCAACGACCGACGACGUCCUUGAUGGACUUCUCAUUGUAUUGUUCCCAAGCGUCGUACAAAGAGAUCAUUUCUUGUGUUCCUUCAAUCAUACGUUCGAUAUCAAUGCCUGAGUCCACCAGGAAUUUCAUCGUAUUCUGCAUCUUCUCGGACUCCUUUGCCGCCGCUAUGGUCUUCUCUCUAUCAAAUGGCUGAGAGGGCGCAUCAUUCGAUUGCAUUUGAGCUUUGCCAUUGCUUUGAGGACCGCCAUGACUGGACAUCUGUAGAUUCCCAAGGACACUGCUGAAAGAUCCGGAAAUGUUCUGCCGACCCACGAGGGAUGAGAAUGGACCGUUGUCAGGGUUUGUGAGGGUAUCGUGUGACAACGGUCUCAAUGUGCCAGCUGCUUUAGCUGUCGGGAGGAAGACGACUGCAAGGAACAUCGCAAUGAUUGCAGUGAGAUGUGGCGGGCAAGUCAAUGGCAGAUCAGUCAUGAAGCUGUCGUUGAUGAUGGACCAAGCCAAACCAAGCUCAUCGUUGGACAGCUUGAGAUCUUGAUUCUCCUUUAACGCAAUCAAGGAUCGGUAUGGAUGCCAGACAAUCAACUGUGAGCGCAUUUCUGAGAUGAGACAGAAUUCCAUCUCCCCCAGUCUCGCCACGUCCCCCGGCAUGAACUCCGGCCACGACUGCCUCGCCUCGGCAGCGACCAGACGAAUGUGGUGUGGUGACUCUUCAGUCUUCGAUGCUAGAUAGAACGCGGUUGCAGCCAGAAGAUAGAGGUUAACAUUCUGCAUGGGCGUCGUCAGGAAGUAUCGAUGUAAAUAGACUAGAGCAGUUGCCACGCAUUGUUGUCUGAACUGCAGGCGCUUAGCCAACUGCAGCAGACGAUCACGUAGGAAUAUCAUCAUG
This is a messenger RNA of Exophiala xenobiotica, 4598 nucleotides long. RefSeq lists its product as uncharacterized. Bases 38 to 3628 code for a protein of 1196 amino acids. Gene Ontology annotation, biological process: microtubule cytoskeleton organization; tubulin complex assembly; post-chaperonin tubulin folding pathway. Gene Ontology annotation, molecular function: GTPase activator activity; beta-tubulin binding. NCBI's taxonomy places the organism in Eukaryota, Fungi, Ascomycota, Eurotiomycetes, Chaetothyriales, Herpotrichiellaceae. The record is from RefSeq and is a predicted model, not a curated record. The transcript has 4 exons.